UGGAAAUUAUUGCACAAAGGUCACUGAGACCACCUGAAGACCAGCUGAACAGAAGUCUCUAAGGUUAUAAAGAAGGAACCACGUUGACACAGGCUGAUACCAUCAUGCCUUCUUGGAUAGCCUUCCCCAGCCUCAUACUACUUUGGGCAGAUGCUGUAGUUUCUGUGUCAUAUGUGACUGGAGUGGUGGGUCAGUCUGUCACACUACCCUGUAUCUUUUCAACAGCUCAUGAAAUCUCACCCCUGUGCUGGGGUCGAAGGGCAUGUCCUUGUUGCUCAAAUGAACUCAUAAUGACCGAUGGCUACCAUGUCACCUUUGAGAAGGACAAACGUUAUAGGAUGAAUGGAAUCAUUUCCAGAGGGAAUUUGUCUUUAACCAUACAGAAUGCAGCCCUGUCUGACACUGGCACCUAUUGUUGCCGUAUUGAGUUCAAAGGGUUGUGUAAUGGUUAUAAAAAGAAUAUAUUUUUGGAGAUAAAGCCAGCUCUACCUAAGGUCACCAGUGUUCCAACACCAUCUAAGGUUUUCACCUCUGCUCCUACAACUCCAACACCAACACUAACACUGAACCACAAGACAGCUCCAACUAAUGUCACCAUGGGCCCAACAUCACCUAUGGUCUCUUCUACAAAGCCAUUAGGAGGACAGCAGGAAUUCAAGACAGAAACCACUUCAUCUUCUCCACUGCAGACAACAGAAACCCCGCCUAUCACACCACAGGAAGCAAGUACGACCAGCUCAUCAUUGAACUCUUCUUUCCCAACAGAUGGGAAUAGCACUGUGACCCAGCCUUCAGAUAGCGGUUGGCAAUACAAUGCAACUCACACAAGCUUGAAACAAAAUACACCGAGGAACACCAGUAAGUUGUACAUUGGACUCUGCAUUGCUGCCAUGAUAUUGCUCACCAUUUUGGCUGCCAUUCUUACCAAAAAAUAUUUAUGUGGGAAAAGAAAGGUGUAUCUCAUAAGCAAAGAGCCUCCGACCGGAACUUCACAAAAUGGAACAUCAGUGUGCUACCAACCACAUGAGAAUCUCUGCUUUGAGAACGAUCUUUGUAACGUUUAUCAAGACCCAUUGGUGCUAGGACCUUUAGGCCUUUGACUGCAGAAAGCACUGACCAGAUCUCACCAUGUCUGUUCUUUUAAGCUCCAGGAUUAUUUUUCUGUCAAUAUUUCAUGGUGUUCCAAUGUGUCUGUGAUGUUCGUUAGAGUAUCUUUAGCUCAUCAGUGUGAAGUCAAACCUCAUUGGUAAUUAGUCUUAAUUUUUUAUAUUAAAAUUGGCUCAAUUUUUCUGGUCAUAGCAGAGCCCUCUCCUAAAUAUGACCUGAACACUUUAGAAUUGUAUAUUCUGUACAGACCUUAUGAAUCCUGUAUCCAUCAAGACUUCUCAUUGGGUUGACAUGAAAUGAACCAAUACGUUGGUCACUAAAGCUGUCACAAGGAGGGGAAUAGGACUUAAAAUCAGCAAAUUCGAUUUGGAACUUAAAUGAAUUCACUUGGAAGCAUUUCAUGAUUAACUCGUGUUGUUUUUUAAUCUUGCAGUCAAUACAUUACAUUUCGUAAGUUCCUGCAAAGUUUUCAAAUUAUGGAGGCACACAGAUUUUUAUUUUCUUCAUGGGGAAAUAGUGUGAUUUCACCAUUAGAUCUGUUUGUUCAUGGCUCUGAAAAUAUGAGGUUUUAAGUGCUUUCCUUGGGGCCAAGAUGGGGCCUUUAAGGGAAGAAGCUAGGAUGGUGAGUGGAGCAAGUAAAUAGGUGGAGAAAAUCUAUGGCCAUGUGAUUUAACACAUGUGUGCUACUUCUGCUACAGCUGUGCCACAUAUAGACAACCAUCAGGGAUUCUGAACUAACUAUUAGAAUGAUGCAGUACAGUGAUAAAUAAAAGGGCAAAAGAAAGGGAGACGUUAGGGCAAAAGGCCUCUGCCUUAGAAAAGUAAGUGCAAAUCUAAAUCUGUUUGAGAGUGUUACUAGUUUCACCUGGAAUUCUAAAUUGUCCCCAAACCAUUUUGAUUAU
Messenger RNA from Myotis daubentonii (Daubenton's bat), 2009 nucleotides. Its product is annotated as hepatitis A virus cellular receptor 1 homolog. Lineage: Eukaryota; Metazoa; Chordata; Mammalia; Chiroptera; Vespertilionidae. The record is from RefSeq and is a predicted model, not a curated record.